UCGCCACAUCUGUUGGACGUGUCUGACGUUUAAAUGUCGCAAUAAUCAAACACGUCGCAAUAAAGAAACACGUCGUAAAAAUGGCAAACGAGGAGAGCGAGUUGGACCACCUGCAGCAAUCUUCAGCCAGCGAGUUAAAUUUGUCCGUCGAUCUGGUGAAUCUGCUUAAUCGUAAGUAUAAUCUGCUUUUCUUCAACCCAACCCAUUGCGAUCAUUGCAAAACCAUUCCAGGAUAUGGAAUACAGUUUGCUGAUGCGGCGUCGGUAGGAUCAUUCCUGUCGCAGCUUGGAAUUGUCGGAACAGAUCAGCAAAUCUUGAUAUCAGCGGCGGAAGAUGCACUCCCAGGUGACCAAAACUCGGUGGAAAAAUCCGUGCUUCAGUGCAACAACGGAGAAUCAGAAGAGGGGAAUUUCAGCGACGCCAAUGAGUCAGCGGCUGAGACCGCGUUCCAUCCCCUUGGCGGUGAUUCAUCCGGAAUUUUUAUUAUUGUACCAUCAGAACGAGAAUUGACAGCCCUAAUAGAAAAAUAUGAUACAACGUGCUUAACAACCCUUUCGAGCUAUCAUCUUCAUGAUACAGGGAAUACUACAAUCAUUCACCCUAUCAGCAGUGUAUAAUACAAUUUUAUUAGGGAGGUUCCCCCGAACCAGAAGCAAACCGCUUACAGGAAGAGGUGGCGAAAAAUCUUCCGGAAGAUUCGCUUCCAUCGCCGCCGCAGCAAUCAUCGCGAUUGCUUAGCUUGAAAGUUGAGGUAAUUAGCUAUUUUUGUUUGUUUAAGUUGAAUUUCAAGCAUUUUAUUAAUUCUUGCAGAUAGCUGAUGAAGCCGCAGUAGAACUGCGCACUGUUCCUCCACCGGCAGUAAUUAGCGUCGAUCGUGAAGCCGAGCCCGGAGCCGAAAUCGCUGAUAUCCGGGAGGUCAGACGAGGACAAGAUCAGCCACAAAAAACAGUUACGAAAGACCGAGCAAAAGAGAACGUUUCGCCUAUCGUACGUGCCAGUACAGAACACGCCCUAGUCGAGAGCAAAGGCUGAGCUGAAUUGACGCCAAAGUUGCUGCGCGAGAUCUUGGAACAAUCUAUCAUCGGACAGGACAUAAUUGAUCGAGCCUCAAAAGGUGUGCUAUCGGAAGGACGACAGUUGGAAUUGUCUCAAAUAGUAGCAGAAUGGCAUCUAGCACACAAAAAGAAACUCUACGAGGAAAACCUAAGAAGUUAUGCCCAAGUUAUCACAUUGCUAUUCCGGAAUGAAAAACUGGCAAGUGCAUACAGUUUUUCAUAAUACUUCAAUAAUGUUAUCUUUGUAAUACUUUGUAAC
Molecule: messenger RNA, 1314 nt
Organism: Aedes albopictus (Asian tiger mosquito)
Lineage: Eukaryota; Metazoa; Arthropoda; Insecta; Diptera; Culicidae
Exons: 2
Coding region: 81-617 (178 amino acids)
Source: RefSeq, a predicted model, not a curated record